GGUGACUUAACAGAAAUGUAUUGUCUUGGUUCUGGAGGCCUGAAGUCCUAGAUCAAGGUGAUGGCAGGAUUGGCUCCUUCUACAGCAGUGAGGGGGAAAGUGUCCAGGCCUCCCUCCUAGCUUCUCAUGGUUUCCUGGUAAUUUUUGGCAUUCCUUGGCUUGUAGAAGCAUCACCCUGAUUUCCACCUUCAUUCGUCCGCUCAUUCCUUCACGUACCUCCUCGUUGUCACUGAUGUUCUCUCAGGCUAUUAUCCUGAGCCUUCAGAGGCCCAGGCUCCUGUUUCUCACACGGUAAUGUUCUAACCCCGAGAGGAGACUAAGAGUUGAGGAUCUGAAUUUUCACCCCACCUCCCUCAGCACCACAGCUCUGACAACCCCCAUGGCUGACAGCAAAGAAAGGAAGGUGCAAGCUGUUCUCCGCAGCUGUUUGCCCCACCCUGUACUGUUGGGUGAUGCAGGAGACACACACAGCCCCACAGCAGGGGGCCUGUGAAAUGUGGACACACACACACAACCUUUCUGGAGAAAGCAGUGGAGCUCCCAAGUCACCAUGGAACUGUGGAAUGCUGCACCUGGGUGUCCUCUUCAGUAACAUGGAGGUUGGACUGGGCAGUCCCUUCUAGCUCUGACUUCCUCUAGGACUGGGAUUACAGGAUUCUGGGAAACCAAAGCCCUGCCUGUUGGGAAGUAUAGGGUUCUAGAGCCACUAUGAAGGGCUUUCUGGAUUGGCCUUGGACAGGGGAAGAGGAGGAAGAGUGGGCAUUUCAGGCAAGCCAAACGGCAUGAGCACAAAGGCUUUGGGGCAGGCUGGGGGUAGAUUCUGAUAGGGACUGAAUUGAGGAGCUCCCACAGGCCCCGGCUCAAGAGAGCCUGUCUCUCCUCGUCUGGCACCUGCCAUGUCAGUUCUGUGCAGGGUAGAGCCCAGAGAUGACCAGACUCCUGUACUCAGCCGUCCAUUCAGCAUUUCCACUAGUAUGUCUAAUGCCAGACUCUUCAUGUUCACCCACACCUGGAUCAUCAUCACCCCCCUACUUUGUUUCCCCCAUCUCCCUCAUCCCAGGUCCCAUCAGCUCUGUCCCUACAGCUGCUCUGUCACUUUGACUCUCUCUCUCUCAGCCCCAGAUCCAAGCUACCAGAAAGUUUUCUGACUCCACCUUCCAAACAUGCUCAGAAUCCACCCACUUCUCACCAUCUCCACUGUCACCAUCCUGGUCUGUGCUACCAUCGUCACUUACUGGGACUGUUGCAGUAGCUUCCUCACUAGUCCUCUAUUUCUACCCUCACCUUCUUAGAGUCUGUCCCUUCACAGCAACCAGCGGGAUCUUUUGAGUCCACGUCCCCUGCUACUCCCAGAUAUGCCCAAGUCACUGGGGUAAAAUUAUGUUCCCAGAAGAAAAUCAGAGACCAGCCCCAGUGGGAUCAGCAAAGAUUGUGGGAUUAGCAAAAGUUGUGUGACCGAUGCCAGGUUCAGGGAGGACUGGAGGGCUGAGGCCUCAAUUCAAGGCCUCAAGUGGUGGGGGAAGAAGCUGAGACCUACCCUGGCUGAGGCCCCACAAACCACCAUGAACCCCCAGCUGCCCUCUGGAGAACACAUCCCCACCAGGGCUGUGCCAGCAUGUGCAGGAAAGCCACAUGCUGAAUGGUGCAAGUCUGCACAUGGGACAUGUGGGUGGACACACACACACACACACACACACACCCAUGUUCCUGACACCAAUGUGUGUGUAUGUGUGCAUGCACCCAUGAUUAGAGCUGGGGUCUAAUUGUGGGAUACUUCGGGACAUGUCCCAGCCAAUGACUGCUCUGACCAGAGGGGGUGUCCACAUGGUUCAGGUGGAUGAGUAUUUUGCACACCACCAACACAUGUAUAACUCCUUCCCCUAUGUCUCUACAGCCUGACCUUGGACAAGGACCCAAUGCCCAACCCCAGGCCUGCCAAGCCCUUGGCCCCUUCCUUGGUGCUCAGCCCAUCCCCAGGAGUCUCGUCCAGCUGGAGGGCUGCACCCAAGGCCUCAGACCUGCUGGGGGCCAAGGGCCCGGGGACAACCUUCCAGGGCCGGGACCUCCGAGGUGGGGCCCAUGCCUCCUCCUCCUCCUUGAACCCCAUGCCACCAUCACAGCUGCAGCUGCCCACAGUGCCCCUAGUCAUGGUGGCACCUUCUGGAACACGGCUGGGUCCUUCGCCCCACUUGCAGGCACUCCUCCAAGAAAGGCCACACUUCAUGCACCAGCUCUCAACAGUGGAUGCCCAUGCCCGGACCCCCAUGCUGCAGGUGCACCCACUGGAAAGACCAGCUAUGAUCAGCCUCCCGCCACCCACUGCUGCCACUGGGGUCUUCUCUCUCAAGGCCCGGCCUGGCCUGCCACCUGGGAUCAACAUGGCCAGCCUGGAGUGGGUGUCCAGGGAACCAGCAUUGCUCUGCACCUUCCCAAGCCCUGGUGCACCCAAGAAAGACAGGUCAGUGGGAAAAGCUGGGAAGGACCCUUGCCUUGGUAUUCCCUCCCCUGACACCUUCUGUCCCCCCAGCACCCUUUCGACCGUGCCCCAGGGCUCCUACUCACUGCUGGCAAAUGGUGUCUGCAAGUGGCCCGGAUGUGAGAAGGUCUUUGAGGAGCCGGAGGACUUCCUCAAGCACUGCCAGGCAGACCAUCUCCUGGAUGAGAAGGGCAGGGCACAGUGUCUCCUCCAGAGGGAGGUGGUGCAGUCUCUGGAGCAGCAGCUGGUGCUGGAGAAGGAGAAGCUGGGUGCUAUGCAGGCCCACCUGGCUGGGAAGAUGGCCCUGACCACGCCUCCAUCUGUGGUGUCAUCUGACAAGGGCUCCUGCUGCAUUGUAGCUGCUGGCACCCCGGGCACCACCCUUCCGGCCUGGCCUGGCCCCCAGGAGGGCCCCAAUGGCCUGUUUGCUGUGCGGAGGCACCUCUGGGGCAGCCAUGGACAUAGUACAUUCCCAGAGUUCUUCCACAACAUGGACUACUUCAAGUUCCAUAACAUGCGGCCCCCGUUCACCUAUGCCACUCUCAUCCGCUGGGCCAUCCUGGAGGCUCCUGAGAAGCAGCGAACACUCAAUGAGAUCUAUCACUGGUUCACACGCAUGUUCGCCUUCUUCAGAAACCACCCUGCCACCUGGAAGAAUGCCAUCCGCCACAACCUGAGCCUGCACAAGUGCUUCGUGCGGGUGGAGAGCGAAAAGGGGGCUGUGUGGACCGUGGAUGAGUUUGAAUUCCGCAAGAAGAGGAGCCAGAGGCCCAGCAGGUGUUCCAACCCCCUAGCUGGCCCCUGACUGCAAGCCAAGGAAAGGAAGGAAGGACAGGGGCCAACAUGUGGGGCAAAAGUGGCUGGGGGCGGGGGUGACAGGCCCGGACAUACUCGCAGCGACCAAGAAGUGCGUGCAGGGACCCUACUACCAAGCUGACUACCCCCCCUCCCCGAAUCAUAUGCUCUGCACCAAGGCUGCUCAGAGGGACCUCAACCCCGCACUCCCAUCAUAGCCCCCCACGACAGGCUCUCCAGGCAAACUGAGCCUUCACAAUUGACCACACACACAGCCUGCCUUGGGCACUCACAGGCAACCUAGGGCUGAAAAAAAGUCACAAUCCUGUCGCUUGGACUUCAUACAAACCCCCAAACAAAGAGCCUGUCUCAGUACACUCACACAACCUCAAAUCUGCAGUCACACGGACAAUCGCACCUGAGUACGCCUGUCAACCCACAUACCCCGAAGCACACUCCCUCAGCCAGCCUACAGGCCCCUAGGUGCAUCACAGGGGGGAUGCCUACACACCCACACAGAAGCAGCCUUAGUGCCUUCAGGGUCUCAGGUCCUAGAAAGCCACAUAGACACAUACCAGUCACACACAGUCUUACGCAGUUCCUACCACUUACACUUGGUCACACGGUCCAUUAGAACUCACCUGCACACCACGCACACCCACACAGCGCCCCAGUGGGUCUUGAGUCCCACACGAC
Messenger RNA from Myotis myotis, 3967 nucleotides. It is a transcript of the gene FOXP3, whose product is annotated as forkhead box P3. The coding region runs from base 1917 to 3281 and encodes 454 amino acids. The record is from RefSeq and is a predicted model, not a curated record. The transcript has 10 exons. Lineage: Eukaryota; Metazoa; Chordata; Mammalia; Chiroptera; Vespertilionidae. Gene Ontology annotation, molecular function: DNA-binding transcription repressor activity, RNA polymerase II-specific; RNA polymerase II cis-regulatory region sequence-specific DNA binding. Gene Ontology annotation, biological process: regulation of transcription by RNA polymerase II. Gene Ontology annotation, cellular component: nucleus.